Hydra vulgaris (swiftwater hydra) is the source of this 1255-nucleotide messenger RNA. RefSeq names its product histone PARylation factor 1. Lineage: Eukaryota; Metazoa; Cnidaria; Hydrozoa; Anthoathecata; Hydridae. The record is from RefSeq and is a predicted model, not a curated record. Gene Ontology annotation, biological process: regulation of protein ADP-ribosylation; DNA damage response. Gene Ontology annotation, molecular function: histone binding; poly-ADP-D-ribose binding. Gene Ontology annotation, cellular component: nucleus.
AUAUUUAUGUUUUAAAACCAGCUGUAUUUCAAAAAAUGCAGAAAAGAAAUGCAAAUGUGCCGCUGAAAAAUGGAAAUAGUAUCCUGAAUGAUUGUAAUAUUAAAAACAAAGGAGGAAAAAGAAAAAUUGGAAAUAAUAGUCAUAAUAGUUUACCGGAUGAUAAAGUGAGGAAACUUAAUUUUGAAAAUCGGUUUAAACAUGAGUUUUCUGAAAAUUUCCUUGCAAAGUGGGGUGUUAAAUUCUCUGACGAUUUUUAUGAUUUCUAUUACUUUACACAGCAAAAUCCAGAAAGUGAUAUAGAUGCUGUGGGUUUAGCAUUCACUGGUCCAUAUGAUGUUUUAACUGGAAAAAUAAAAAAAGAAACUGAGCUGACUAAAGUUGAACUGUAUAUGCAUGGAAGAUUUUAUUAUGAUCUUCCUGAAAUAAUCACUUUACUUUAUUCCAAGGAUGAUGAUGGUUUUCAUAUAGGAUAUUUUAGAGAUGCUCCUGAUGAUGUUCCUCAGAUUUUAGUUUCAAAUCAUUCAAAAAAGAAUGGCGAUCUAUCAAUUUGUGGCGAUAAUAUAUUUGCAGCUGUUUAUGGUUAUUCAAAAAAACUUUUAUCUAAAGAAACAAGACUAACUAAGUCUAUAAAUUUGUUCAUAAAACAUUUGGAAUUAUUUGCUAAAGAUCAUGGUUAUUCAUUGGCUGCAACUAGUCAAAAAAUCAAAGAAAGAAACAAAAAAGUUAAAGCUAUCUGUCUUAAUAAAAUUGGUCUUGUGAUUCCAGUUGACAAAAAUGGCGUUGGCUACAGAGAACUUCCAUGUUCAGAAAAGGAAUUAAAAAAGUUGCUUCAAAAGAUUACUAAAGCAGAAAAUGAUGAUUUAAAGAAUGAGGCAUUCGAUGAACUUCAAGAAAUCAUUACUCUGGUUCAAUUUGCAAAUGACGAAUGUGAUUAUGGUAUGGGCUACGAAUUAGGUGUAAACUUGUUUUCGCACGGUGACGAAUCACUGAAUCGCAUCAUUCUUCAUUUGCUACCAUUAGCUUAUCGUCUGAUGGGCUAUGAACUAUACAGUGAUAUAUUAGAAAAGCAUUUAAUUGAUCGAAAAAUUUCGAGAUCAAUUUUAACUAAUGUUUAGCAGACAUUAUUAUGCUGGAGGGUCUAAUGUUUAGUAAACAUUGUUUAAAUCUAUCCUGGAUGAUCUACGUUUAGCAGACAUUGUUACUAAAUUAUGCUAAAGGAUUAAAAAGUUUCUAAACAUUAUAAUGUUGUACUAAA